UUUUUUGUUUUUUUAAGUACCCUAAAAUAUUUAAGCAAAGGAAAUUCCUAAAAUACCCUGACCCAGGGUAAACAGAGAAGUCAACUGGUAAGAACCGCCGCCGCUACUGUCUGGUUUCUGUCGCGGCUCUCCGAUAUAUAUAUCUCUAACAGCCAUCUCCGGCGGUAAUUCAUGGGGAAAAGACAGCAACUUUCCAUUAAUUUUGCUCUAAAUAAGUGUCCUUGCACUCAAGAAGAUCGCAUUAGUCAGUUGCCUGAUCAUAUUCUGGUUCAUAUACUGUCUUUCCUUACCAUUAAGGAAGCAACAUACAUUAGUCUCCUCUCCAAGAGGUGGUUACCCGUGUGGAAAUAUAUUCCUCGACUUGAUUUUGAUGCCACCGAACCAUUACACCAAGUAUUUUUGAAUCACAAACUAAGGAAAAUGCAUAUGAAGAAGUAUGUGAGAUGGGUUAACCGUACUUUACACAAGUGUGAAGUACAUAGAUUAGACCAAUUUCGUGUUUGCUUCGAUUUAAACAAAUUUGCCCAGCAUGAGAUUGACAAGUGGCUUGAGUUUGCCUUUGCUAGGCAAGUCCAAAGGCUAGAGUUGGACUUGUUAAAAGGUGGGAAGGAGACUCGAGAUUUUGAUUAUUGCUACACUUUCCCGGCUCAGCUCCUUGGUCUCAAUCAUAAGUUGCCACCUCUCUGGCAUAAUUUUAUGUCUGUAAAGGUACUAUUAUUGAAGUCAGUAAAUGUGACAGGCGAAGUUCUUGAGUUCUUCCUUCAUAACUGCCCGUUUCUUGAAGAAAUGGUGGUUCAUGGAUCUGGAACGCUGGUAAAUUUGCAGGUCAUUGGUCCUUCCCUCAAGUUGAAACACUUGGAAAUUUGGCGCUGCCAGUGUUUAGAAUCACUUAAAAUCCAUGAUACUAACCUUGUAACACUUGUGGCUUCAGCAGCAACCAAAUUAUUGCUCUCAAACGCUCCUAUGCUGAUCAAGGUAGAGAUUGUUGGUGCAUUCAGGCCUAUUCUGAAAGACAUAUUGGCUCCGAUUUCCUGUGUUCUCUCUCAGCUGGAGGUCCUCAAAAUAACUUCCUCUGAUGGAUUGGGAUUGGGGAAUUACAAGUUUCCUAAAUUUACCAAGCUCAAGAAAUUUGUCGUUCAUGUUUUUGCAUGGAGAGACACAUCUCUCUUAGGUUGCACACAUGUGAUAGGGGCUGCGCCACUGUUGGAGGAAUUUGAGUUGAAGUUGGUUUGGUUCAAACCCUUGAGGGUAAAAAGAGAGUGUAAGAAGAUGGUAAGUUGUCCUCUCCGUCACCUCAAAGUGAUCAGGUUGUGUGGAUAUUUUGGCCGUACAUGCGAAUUUGAGCUCGUUAAAUAUUUUUUGGAAAAUGCUAUUGUGCUCGAGAAAAUUAUUAUUGAUCCUCGUUCUCAAAUUGUUACUCCUGUGUUGUCACUUUCGACAAUUGAAAUGGAGCAAAUGUCAAGAAAUUUUGCUAAGCUCCAACUUGAAGGUGAAGUUCCUCCGCGUAUUGAGUUGGUGAUAUUGUGAAAGUAAGUUAAUUACCGAAAAAACAUAUGUAUGUUUGUUUCCAGUUAUUUGGGCCUUCUGAAGGAAAAUCUUCUGAUUGUAUUCCAGAGGGAAUUCAUGUAUAAUCUAAUUUAUAUAUAUUGGAAUUUGCUAAUUUUCUCAA
Solanum tuberosum (potato) is the source of this 1669-nucleotide messenger RNA. Its product is annotated as F-box/LRR-repeat protein At3g26922-like. The coding region runs from base 172 to 1527 and encodes 451 amino acids. Lineage: Eukaryota; Viridiplantae; Streptophyta; Magnoliopsida; Solanales; Solanaceae. The transcript has 5 exons. The record is from RefSeq and is a predicted model, not a curated record. Gene Ontology annotation, molecular function: protein binding.